CAAUUAUUUCUAUUAGUAUCUCAUUAGCACAUCUGUUUUUACAGCUGAUAUUAGUAGGAAUAUAUUGUUUUUAUCGUCAUGUACGAAGUUUAGAAUACCUAACAAAUCAUCUCGGCGUUGUUAUUCACGCGGAUCAAAAUGCUCUAUCUGCUUUUGUUGCUCAAUCCAGUCCUUGCUGCUGUGCCCGUCCCCACAGACGAUACUGCUACAACGCUGGGCGAAUGGAUUUCCCUACUCGUCUCACGAGGCGUCUACUUCCUGCUGGCCACUCUAAUUGCAUUGUGCUUUAUUGUAACCACCGUUAGAAAGAAGCUCGAUGAAAGAGCGACACUACGCGGAUCGGGUCCUGAAACCAGUAGGAUGUCUACGUUUUGGGCUGGUGCAAAUCCAUAUUUCUCUUUAACAGGCACGAGGUUCAACCAAAGGUGUUUCGUGCCGGACAACGCCGAAUACGAAACUCUCAACGACCGCCUCAAAGAGGCCGACGUGAUGAUUUCCAGCCUUAAGUCCGAACUGGAUUUGGCCAACAAGGGGAAGAUUUCACUGGAAAACACGUUGGACCUGUACGAAAGGCAGAAAAUGGGUUCGGAGGACGAGGUUUUAAGGAUGAAAAUAGACAGUGCUUUGGAAAUAGAAGCUUUGAAAAAGGAAGCUGGAUUAACCGAAAGACAACUGCAGAUAGCUUUAGAGGAAAGGAACGAUUUGGCAAAAGAAGUCGAAUGUUUAAAACGCGAAGGAAGGAUCACCCAGUCGGCUCUCAGAGACCAGAUGAACCUCACGGAACGGCUGGAGAAGGCGAGAAACGAGAUCGAAGUUAUGCAACUGAAGAUGAGGGACGUAAAAGCCGAGAGGGACCUGGCCGUCAAGCUCGCAUCGGACAUGAUAGAUUGCAGCAAAGGAAUGGGUUUUACUGAAAACGAACAAAAGCGCGCUAUAGAAAAACUGAUCGAAGAUGAAGUCAAGAGGAUCCGAAUGAUCGAAGAGGAGGAAGCUAGGGCUGAAGAGUUAAAAAUGGAAAUGGACGACAUGGACCUGAAGAACCAACCUUAUUCGGACGAUGGAACCCCUCCCAUUUUUAAUUCCUGCCCAUACGAUAAGCAUGCACGAGGGUAUGUGAUAACGGAAACCGAUACAUCCGAAACGGACCAAACCCACGAAGACUCCCGACUUCGCGGAGACAAUUCCAAUAUUAACCCUGGCGAAUUCUAUUCAACUGAGAAUAUUGUAGACUCGAGGAUUUCAUCACAAGUCAGUUUGGCGAGUGAUGAGUAUAUCGAUGACGAUCUGGAUGAUAAGAACAGGCUUGUAACUGGAACAGCAGCUUUCCGUGCAUUCCUAAGCUCCCUGUCACAAACCAACAACUGCUAGCAAUUUGUUCGGCGUUAAUUAAACAAAAUAUAUAUAAAAAAUACAAAUGAAAA
Messenger RNA from Cimex lectularius (bed bug), 1421 nucleotides. RefSeq lists its product as uncharacterized. Bases 139 to 1368 code for a protein of 409 amino acids. NCBI's taxonomy places the organism in Eukaryota, Metazoa, Arthropoda, Insecta, Hemiptera, Cimicidae. The transcript has 8 exons. The record is from RefSeq and is a predicted model, not a curated record.